Molecule: messenger RNA, 3384 nt
Organism: Spodoptera exigua (beet armyworm)
Lineage: Eukaryota; Metazoa; Arthropoda; Insecta; Lepidoptera; Noctuidae
Source: the annotation of a GenBank genome assembly
UUGAUAGAAGAGCUGUCAUUCGUUCAGCAUUCGGCAAACUUGUUUUGUUCGUUUGCCGACUUUUCCUCGCCGACUGUGUAUUAUGAAUGCGCUAUCAUAAGGGCAAAAUGUGAAUAAUUUUAUUGUUUAGUCAUUUGUUAUCACCGUGUAGUUCGUCGUCCCAACAAUCUUUAGUUAAUAGUGUUUUCUUCGCAAGCGAUUGUGAUAUUGGCAGUGUCAAAAUGAUCAGCUGUUACGAAUUAUUUAUGCUCUAAUUGGAAUUGAUCAAAACUUUCGCUAUUGUGUACAUUAGAAUCAGUGAUAACGUUUUUAUAACAUUGCUGGUAGAUAAGUAAAAAUGCAUUCUUUAUUGGGUGAAAUACUUCUAUUAGCGAUAUUGUCGUUAAUUUAUAUCUUCAAUCCUGUUGCUGCACAAGAUGGCAGCAUAACAAUCCCUUUAAACAGCUCAAUAACAUAUGAUAAUCGAGAAAUUUAUGGAGGUUUUAUAACAAUGAAUGGGAUAUCGAGAGUUACAAUUAAGUUUAUUGAUGUCAACAAAAAUCUUACUUUCAUUGUUUUUCAAGCUCACAGCCAUAUAAAUAACAUCUCUCUGUAUACAAGUGAUAAAACACAAGGCGAAAAAAAUGCUACAGGCACUAAUGUGGGCUUAGUGAGCUCUGUGAACCCCAUAAACACAUUUAUUGUGUCCAAUUCUAACAAUAAUAUUACUGUUCGGGCUUACAUAUCCGUCCAUGGCUAUUUCAAAAUGGACCCCAUCCCAGGUGGAUGCAACAUGGAGUACCCAAUACCAGUUACUCCUUUUCUGAAUGUUAUGACAUACACUGAUUAUAUUUUCGUGGACGCGGCACCACCGUCCGUAGAUCCUGGUUGUUUGAAUACUCUACAAGCGAAUAUGUCAUUUUACAUGAUGUAUCUGCCCGAAAUGAAUUUCUAUGCUGAUGUCUACUUUGAUGGCAUCAGGAAGAUGAUGAGCCUCAAGAACAUUAUGAAAUAUGGUUACCGAAUUCCGAAAAGUUCUUGGCCCGAGACGCGUCGAAUGUUGAGCGCUUACCCAGGUACUGGUGCUAUAUACACUGUAGUGGCGACAAGGGUUGACAACGCCUCUCUAUACUCCGUGUACGUGCCAAGCUAUAGUUACGGAUGUAACGACAUAAACGAUGAUGGCUGCGAAAUGAUUGAUGAUUGGCUAUCCCAACUGCUAUGUGCAACAUUAAUGUUUGUCGGAGUUUUCAUUUGUUUCUUUGGCCAUCGUUUCUUCAAGACUGAAAUGUUUUUCGCUGGAUUCUUUACUGGUGUCAUCAUCACUUACAUUUUGAUAGCCCUAAUUACUGUAGUUGAUAAACCAGCGUUACUGGCAGCGGCGUCGAUUUCUGGAGUAUUCUUCGGAGGGAUAUGGUGGCUGUUCUGGUGGUUAUACGGCAUACCAGUACUUUCAGUACUGUUGCCUUCGUUAAACCUUGGCUUCUUGCUGGCUUCCAUAUUCUAUUAUAGGCUGCCUGGUCACCAACUAUUCUUGGAAUUGGACUUCAAUUUCUGGAGUCUUUUCGUUCUGGUGGUGAUGUUGACUGCUCUAGCAGUUGUCUCCGUGUCUUACGCGGCAAACAUUCUGUGCUGUGCCGUUAUCGGCGCGUUCGCAUCUGUACUGGCAAUGGAUUACUACCUGGGAUCCAACCUCAAGUUCAUCAUCAUAAAUGUGAUCCGAAGAGCUGUUGUUCCACACUUCAAUAAAGCUAUUUUAGCACCGCCUUUGGAUUGGAAAGAUAUAUCAAUGGCGUUGGUAUGGGUAAUUCUAGCCAGUCUGGGUUUCUUCUUCCAACACUGGCACAACCGUGGUAGACCCCCAUUCCCACCCCCAACGAGGCUCGUUAGGCCCAGCGUGGCGGAACCUACCAUGUAUGGCGCUAUACCCAACUAUUUCCGUCGCCCAGAACAACAAACUGGACUGGGCGUUGGUACACCUGUAGCAAGAGUACAGAACGAAAGAACGUCUCUACUGUCUUAGAUACAACACUACUUGACCAAUGGUAUCUUUUUAAAAACAACAAUAAUAAUAAUAAAACAAAUCAACGUAUUCGUUCCCCAUUCACACUUUUUACAAAUGGCGUAGAAAUCCUUGGUAUUAAAUCCAUAUGAAAAUCAUUUAAAUCAAAUAUUCUAGUUAAAUAAACAUUUCCAUAAAGCACACGAUCUCAAAAUGGUUAGGAAAUAAAAUUAACUCACUAACAUAACGGUUGCCAUGGUAACCUAAAUAACAAAGCUGAAUAAAAAUAAUACCUCAGCCUCUCUAACAAUACGGUAGUUUCCAAAUAGUCAAAUUCAAUACUUUUAUCUAAAUGUCGCAAACUAUACAUGUCUAUGAAAUUUGUAUGUAACUCCACAUUAUGACGUCAUAGUAUUUUUGCGUCAAAUGGAUUAUUUACUUCUAAAAACAACAGCUAAAAAAAUCGAAAAUUUUGUGCAUCGACAAAUUUAUGAAUAAAAGUAUAGUUAUUUUUCAAUAUUUUGUUGUAUUGAAACGUCGAAUUCAUUUAUUUUUGACGUAAGAAACUACCCAAUUCAUGCAGACAUGAUCUCGAUAAAAUGUGAGUCUAAGAACUACUAACAAAGUAGGUUGCCAUGGUAACGUAACGAAAACUUAUUUUUGAAUGUUUCCAUCUCGUCGCGGGCUGACUUAAAGUGCCAAUUUUCAUUUUCCAAAGAUAUAAAGUUAAUCCUAGUUUUUUUGUUAUAUAAAUUAAAUAGUAUAUUUAGUUUAAUUUUAGUGAAAAUCAAUUAAUUUAGAUAUAAACAUAUUUAAACGAAAAUUAAUUCAUUGUUGUCUAAAUAGCUAAUGAAUGAAACUUUUCGUAAGUAACUAAAAUAGGGCGACACUUAACUACUAUAACUACACACAUAUCAGUAGUAACAGUUUUAGUUCAAAAUCGCUUUUAUUUGCAAAGUAACAAGAGCGAAUUUUCUAAUCCUUUUCUCAUCCACAUAAAAUGUUGUAAGAAUCAUAUAAAAUGAAAUCAACCUUUUUAAACUCUCAUUGCUUUUUAAAUAAAUAAUCGUAAUUAAUUACACUUUACGACUUACUCACGUAACUGUUCGGGAGAGCUCGACUAGUUUCAAGGUACGACGAGAAUUCAUAACUCAACGAUUUAGUCGAGACCUCGCAAAACAGUUUUGAAAAUUUACUUAAAUAACCUGUAUAUUCUUAUUGAAUAAUUUCAAACAUAGAACAUAGUUAUUGAAUAAAAAAAUAUCUACUUUUAAAAUAUAAUAUGUUCCUAAUACGCGUAUGACAAUAUAUCUGUGCUUUGUAAGAGCUUCGACAAGAGGUAGAAUUUGGCUUGCUCACACAUCAAAUAUCGCAUUUGAAAACGCGAUUGAUACCUACCAAGC